This is a messenger RNA of Leucoraja erinaceus (little skate), 7298 nucleotides long. Its product is annotated as mucin-like protein. Gene Ontology annotation, molecular function: calcium ion binding. Gene Ontology annotation, biological process: cell-matrix adhesion. The record is from RefSeq and is a predicted model, not a curated record. Lineage: Eukaryota; Metazoa; Chordata; Chondrichthyes; Rajiformes; Rajidae. The transcript is spliced from 42 exons. Bases 16 to 6561 code for a protein of 2181 amino acids.
UUUCCUUUGAUAUCAAUGGGUCUUUUCUCUUCCUUUUCCAUUUUAGAGCCAACCACAACUACUACUACAACUACAAACACUCCCGCCACAAGCAGCACAACAACAGAGCCAACCACAACUACUACUACACCUACAACCACUCCCACCACAAGCAGCACAACAACAGAGCCAACCACAACUACUACUGCAACUACAACAACUCCCACCACAAGCAGCACAACAUCAGUGCCAACCACAACUACUACUACAACUACAACCACUUCCACCACAAGAAGCACAACAACAGAGCCAACCACAACUACUACUACACCUACAACCACUCCCACCACAAGCAGCACAACAAGAGAGCCAACCACAACUAUUACUGCACCUAUAACCACUGUCAUGACAAGCAGCAACACAACAGUUUUAGAGGCAUGUCGUAAUGGAGACAAUCCAUGUCAGCAUUUUUGCAGAGAAGAUAGGUUUGGAAACAUCAAAGGCUUUGAAUGUCAAUGUGCCGGCGGCUUUCGAUUAAGUUCCAAUGGUUAUGAUUGCAUAGACAUAGAUGAAUGUUCAUCUAACCCAUGUAUGAAUGGAAUAUGUUCAAAUAUACGAGGAAGUUACCAAUGCGAAUGCCGAAGUGGAUUCACAGGGACGCACUGUGAAAUUGAUAUUGAUAACUGUAUCAGCCAACCAUGUCUGAAUGGAGCGACCUGCAUCGAUCAGAGAGAUGGCAUUCAAUGCAUCUGUUUACCUGGAUAUAACAAUCGAUAUUGUCAAAGUGUAAUUAGUAAAUGUGCUAGCGAUCCAUGCCAAAAUGAUGGUUCCUGCCAGGACCGAUUUAACAACUAUAUAUGCAUAUGUCCUGAUAAUUGGAAAGGUCAAGAUUGCACAACAGAUGUGGAUGAGUGUGCUAUAAAUACUCACAACUGUGAUCGGCGUGCUGGAAUCUGUACAAAUACAUUUGGAUUGUUCAUAUGCUCCUGCAGGGAAGGGUACGAAGGUGAUGGAUUAAUUUGCAGAGAGAAACGACUAUUUGAUUAUGGAACAUCAUUUGGAGAUACAAAAUUCACCAGAAAGGCAUUGGACGUUAAUUCUCCGAUCAUCAACAUCCCAUAUGGCUUUCCAUUUGAUAAUGUCUUUUAUUACAGAUUAUAUUUUUCAGAUAACGGGCUGAUUGUAUUUCAACGCAAGAAUUAUUAUGUACAAUUGAUAUAUUCAUAUCCAUUCAAUGAAUUCAAUCGGUUUUUGCCUAACACGCCAUCAAUGAUUGCGGUAUUCUGGGAUGAUGCUGACUUGAGAAGAGGAACAGGAUGUAUGUACUAUCAGGCAUUUGAUUUUCAAGUCAGGACAGAUAUUCACAGUCGGAAUUUUAAGGAAACACUUAAGACAGUAGUCAAUGAACUUUAUGGAUCAGAACUUGGCAUCUUGAGCUUUGAACCUACAUGGGCACUGAGGAUCACCUGGGAAAAUAUACUUCCGUUCACUGGAUAUACCAAUGAUGACGCUCAAGAGACCAAUACGUACCAAGCAACUUUAGUAAGUGAUGGUAUAUUCUCCUUCUGCUUAAUUCAAUUCAAAGAUGGUGGAAUGAACUGGAAAUAUUUAGAAAGACCGAGAGGACAACCUAAUGCCUUGAUGGGAUUUUACAGUGAAACAACAUCCUUAUUUUUUAAUGGCCCAAACACCAGAUCUGGUGCAUUAGUUGAACAAAUCUACCGUCCAGAUCAAUAUCCUGGCCAUAAAACAAAUAAAAAUGGACGCGUAGCCUAUCGUUUGGAAAAAAAUGAUAUCAAUACCAGAAACCCAAGACAAAAAUGUAUUGAUUGGUAUUUACACGAACCUUUCCCAUAUUGGAGCUUCUUCAAUUCGCCUUGUCCCUGUUCAUUUUGGCAAGCUAUUUUUGAUAAUGCCUUUGUAUUUGGAAACUUUAUCCAAUUUUAUGGAUUUGAAGUGAAAAGGCCUCAAGAGAGAUUUAUCACAUUCCAAAGCCGAUUUCCAAGCAGGUUGGGUUCAGGAGUGAGAUGUUACUAUUCCAGAAGUGGAGGUCUAAUCUACGGUCAAAAUGAACGAUUCCUUCCAACACCAUGGACUAGCUACAAUCCAUUUGCUUGGCUCUGGAGAGGAUUCUCAUAUUAUAUUUUCCGAAGGAAUAAUUAUAUCAACAACGUUUUACCAAGGCUGCAAACUACCUACAAAGAAAAGGAAGUUGAUCCAUACCAUGACUGCUGCAGAGACUCUGAUGAUCCUACUUUCUGUUUACUUUACCGGCUGGUGAGACCUAGCGACUAUUGCUUUGGAUACAGACCUCCACGGAUAGGUUUCUUAUUCGGAGAUCCUCAUGUGGUGACCCUGGAUGGAACAAAAUACACAUUUAAUGGUCUGGGUGAAUUUGUUAUAUUAAAUGUGAAAGAUGAAAAUAAUACGGUUACGUUCAGUUUACAUGGUCGAACCCUCAGAGCUGGAGAAAAUAGAACAUCAGAGGCUACAAACUUUGUAGCACUGGCAGCACAAGGACCCAGUGGAACAAAGGUUCAGUGGAAUCUCGAGAAUGAAGAUGAACUAACUCUUCUGGUCGAUGGGAAUAUUGUAAAUGUAACAGAAAAUUCUACCUAUAUAAAUCAAGUAACCGUGCAGAGGACAACCAACAAUGAGACAGUUGCCAAUUUUGAGGGUGGAAUAUCUCUCACAGUUUCAGGAAAAUUGGGAGCUUUGACUUUCACUACUUCAAUGGAUAAUGCUUUCAAAAAUAAGACAGAGGGACUCUUGGGAGUCUGGAAUGAUGACAAAACAGAUGACUUUAAAGCUGCUGAUGGACGAUACCUUGAAUAUAAUGGAAUUAAAUUGCCCAAUGACACUCAGAUUUUCUUUGACUUUGGCCUUACAUGGAAAACAACAGCGAAUGACAGUAUAUUUACAUAUAACACAACUGCUGGAGAGACUUGGUACACUUACAACAACAACAGUUUUGUGCCUAAAUUUUAUGAUGAGCUUUUGCAAACCACGGACAAAGAAAAAAUCGACAAAGCUAAUAAAACGUGCCAAGGAAGUGAUGAUUGCAUUUUUGAUAUUUUGAGUACAAAUGAUUUUUCCUUUGGAGCAGCAACAUUACAAAGCGUGAAUACGUUUGCAGCACAGAACAGCACCAUGAAUAAUUUCCCUCCUAACAUCACUGGAGAAUCAUCCCUUCAGACUCGUCUCAAUGAACCUGUUUUCAUUCUUUUUACUGCUACUGAUGCCAACAAUGAUGAUGUGACAUUUGUAGUCUUGACUAAUUCAUCAGAUAUCACAAUGACAAAAAAUGGGAACUUUUCUUGGCAUCCAACAAGCUCCACUCCAGUGUUUGCCAUAAUACAAGCCAAUGAUUCAAAGGUCACUUCUGAGCUGGGAUUGACACUGACAAUAUGCAACUGCAGCAUCAAUUCAAUCUGUGAUUAUUCCAGAUCAGUUAUCAGCAUGGAAUCAGAUAAUGCCAUGUUUGUGGUUGCAGCAUGUAACUGUACUCCUGCAUAUAUUGGUGAUUAUUGCACUGAAGAUUUUGAUGCCUGUCAAGACAACCAAUGUUUCUUAAAUGAUACCUGCAAAGAUCAACCUGCACCUCUCGAGGGUUAUACCUGUGGUCCAUGUCCCACCAAUUUAAUAGGAGAUGGAGAGAAAUGUUAUGAUUUUGAUGAAUGUCAGAACGAAACAGACUCUUGCAAGCAGAUCUGUACCAAUGUGUUGGGAGGUUACAUCUGCAGCUGUAAUGAAGGCUAUGCGAUAAAUGAAACAAACAGUUCCUUGUGUGAUGACAUUGAUGAAUGUCGUAAUACAUCUAGUUGUCCCCAAAAUGCAAAAUGCAUCAAUUCAAAUGGAGGUUACUCCUGUAUGUGCAAGGAAGGAUAUACUGGGAAGCCAGACAGUUUCUGCAUUGAUGUGAAUGAAUGCUCUACUGAGUGUUCCGGAACUAAUUCUAUCUGUACAAAUACUGAAGGCUCUUUUGUCUGUACAUGUAGAACAGGAUAUGAAGGAUCCAACUGUACAGAUAUUAAUGAAUGCGCAAGCGAUCUGGACAAUUGUGUUUUGAAUUCUAAGUGCUUCAAUACGGAUGGCUCAUAUACAUGUAAAUGUAAUCGUGGAUAUGAAGGUUCAAACUGCACCGACAUUGAUGAAUGUACCAGAUUUAUGGAUAACUGUCAUAGUAGGGCUGACUGUCAGAAUAUACCUGGUUCAUUCAACUGCUCCUGCAGGUCUGGAUUCAAAGGAAAUGGGACAUUCUGUGAAGAUAUUAAUGAAUGCGCAAGCGAUCUGGACAAUUGUGUUUUGAAUUCUAAGUGCUUCAAUACGGAUGGCUCAUAUACAUGUAAAUGUAAUCGUGGAUAUGAAGGUUCAAACUGCACCGACAUUGAUGAAUGUACCAGAUUUAUGGAUAACUGUCAUAGUAGGGCUGACUGUCAGAAUAUACCUGGUUCAUUCAACUGCUCCUGCCAGUCUGGAUUCAAAGGAAAUGGGACAUUCUGUGAAGAUAUUGAUGAAUGUGCGAUAGAUCAGGACAAUUGUGUUUUGAAUUCUAAGUGCAUCAAUACGGAUGGCUCAUAUACAUGUAAAUGUAAUCGUGGAUAUGAAGGUUCAAACUGCGCCGACAUUGAUGAAUGUACCAAAUCUCUGGAUAACUGUUCUAUUGGGGCUGACUGUCAGAAUAUACCUGGUUCAUUCAACUGCUCCUGCAGGUCUGGAUUCAAAGGAAAUGGGACAUUCUGUGAAGAGAUUACCUCCACUACCAAUACAACAGCAAGUCCGUCGAAUGGAGCAUUGAAUCAAACAAGUACCCCCACUGUUGCCUUGGCUCCAUCAAGCACCUCGACAACUACUUCAAAACUCACCGAUACCACUGCUGUUACCUCUGCACCACCAAGGCCCAUCACAACUACCUCAUUACCCACCAAUACCACUGCUGCUGCCUCAGCACCAUCCAACAUCACCACAACAACUUCAAAAACCACCAAUACCACUGCUACUAUGUCAGCACAAGCAAGGACCACUACAACUACUUCAGUACCCAUAGAUACCACUGUUAAUACAUCAGCACAAACCAGGACCACCACAACUACCUCAGUACCCACCAAUACCACUGUUGUUACCUCAGCACCAUCCAGCACCACUACAACUACUUCAAAAACCACUGAUACCAAUAUUAAUACAUCGGCACAAGCAAGCAUCACCACAACUACCUCAGUACCCACCAAUACCACUGCUGCUGCCUCAGCACCAUCCAACAUCACCACAACUACUUCAAAAAACACCGAUACCGCUGUUAUUACGUCGGCACAAGCAAGGUCUACCACAACUACUUCAAAACCCACCAAUACCACUGCUGCUGCCUCAGCACCAUCCAAUACCACUACAACUGCCUCAGUACCCAUCAAUACCACUAUUAAUACAUCGGCACAAGCAAAGACCACCACAACGACUUCAGCACCCACCAAUACCACUGCUGCUGCCUCAGCACCAUCCAACACUACCGCAACUACCUCAGUACCCAUCAAUACCACUAUUGUUGCCUUGACACCAUCCAUCACGACCACAUCUACUUCGGUACCCACCAAUACCACGGCUAUUACCUCAUUACCGACAAGCUCCACUACGACAACCACAACAAUCGUGCCAACACCAUCUGCUAAUAGAGCUCUUCCUGACAGAAGAGUCAAUAUUACAUUGCCUGUAAUCAGCAGUAAUAGGAGUUCAAAUAUUUCAGGUCAGGUUCAUGAAAAGAUCUAUGAAAAGGCAAAAAAAGUGAGACACUUUAAGAAUGCUACGGAACCUCUAAUAUGGAUACGGGACGGAAAUCUGGUUACUUCUACAGAGCUUCUAUUUGAAUACAAUGCAAUGCUGACUGUAAUUAGUUUCCUAAAUAAUGAUUUACAUCCUGCAAUUCUGAAUGCUUUCAACACUGCCACACGUGCCCAGCGUGCCGUGAUACCUGUUGACAUUGGAACUUUGAAUAGCGCUGAUAUUCAAGAUAUAACUAAAUUAUCGAAAGAACAGUUAUUGGGUUACUUUAGCUGCAACGACUCUAUAUAUGCUGGUUAUGUGGUUGACUGGGAUGAGCAACAUGGAGUCGUUUGCCGUUCACCCUGUCACAUGAAUUACUGUAUGAAUCAAGCAAAGUGCCAGCAUCCGCUGACUGGACCUUCGUGCAAAUGCGUUCCACGCACAAUAUAUUCUAGCUUCGGUGAACACUGCGAACAUCUAUCAAUGAAUCUCAGGGCAUUUUUUGGCAUUCUGUUUGGAGCUUUAGCAUUCUUGCUUUUACUGAUGUUAGCCAUAUUUGUAAUUGUGUGGAAGUGCAAAUCAAAUGGACGGAACAGAUUGACAAAUGAAACAAACAGCAUUGGAGAUGUGGAUCGGCAAAUAUUCUCUUGGCAAACUAAUCCAUUUUCUUCUAAAAUAAAAGAUACAAGCAUCUUGCCUUCUUUGAAUGAAAAUAAUCUGUCAUCUUUAGCAUGGAAACCACAUCUUGAAAAUGUCAACACUGCAGCAGAGAUUAAAAUUCAAAAACCAUCACUCAGAAGGAACGGCGAUGAGUCCAAUGUACCAUAAAUUCACCAAAAAUCAAAGCCUUUUGAGAAUUUCAUUGAUGCUCUGUUUCGUGCAACAAGUGACCCACAGGUGUGACCUUUCAAUUCCACCGUGAAAUCAUCACAGGAAUCUGGGUUCAUCAAAUACAUGUACUUCAAUAUAUUUUGAAUUACCUAUGCUUUAAAUCAACAUUAUUUUCUUGUCUUGUUUUAAAAUACUGACACCGAUGUUCGAAUGAGUAAUUGCUAUUUUUGGAAUUUUUAUAUUUCGAGUCGUAUAAAGAUUAGUUUUAUUCCUGCCUUCUAUCCAUACCGGCACCUUAUCACUUAUAGGCGUGAUCAUUAAUUACUUCGUAAAAGUUGCAAAGAAGUGUUUUUGGGAAACUAAAUGGAUAAACUUUAAUGCUGCACACAGCCCUGAUAAUGUAGCUCAAUCCCUCAACAUUUGUUUUAACUAUUGAAACGUACAAAUAUAAUUAAAAGUACAUAAUUGUAUGUAUUUUAGAGCACUUUUACAUAUAUAUAUAUAUAUAUAUAUAUAUAUAUAUCAUGGAAUGUUACUAUUUUACAAUCUGAUUUCUGGGAUAAAAUGUAAUUUGUAUGUGAAUGUUAUAGUUGAUUUUUGUGAAGGUUGACAGAGUUUACACUAGAAAUUCACCUGCAUUUAAAUACGGUAAUCAAUUUAAAGAAAAUAGUUCAAAAAUUCUGUUCCAAAUAUUACAUUUUGAAACAUUUAAAUAAAGAAAACAACUGAUUAAA